AGAGGACACACACACACACACACACACAGAGAGAGACAGCGCGAGAAGACAUAACUCAGUCCGGUCCGAGUCACUUCACCUGUACCACUCUCUCUCUCUGUCUGUGUGUCUCUCUCUCUCUCUGUCUCACAACUCUUGUCCCAACUUUUUGGACGUCUUGCUGUCUGUCCUCGCGUGGACGUGGAGCCUCUGCUUGUCCGCGUGUCUGUCUGCCCACAGACAUCAUGUCGGAGCUUUCAGUGAACGAACACCUCGAAGGGAUUUUAUCAGAUUUUGAAGCUCUGAAGAGAUCCUUUGAUACUGAAGAUGUGGACGACAUACCAUCCUCCUCGGCUUCCCCCAUCUCCACACCUGUUUCCCCUUCUUCCUCCCGUUUCUUCCUCAAUCACAACAAAGCCACUGAGGGGCAUGGAGGCGAGGGGCAGUUGUCUUCAUUAGCUUUCAGCAACAACAACAACAACAGCCUGGGCUCUACAGCACACCACUCCUACAUAAGUCUGAGUUCCAAUCCCAGUCCAGUACUGAAAUCCCGUGCAGUAGUCAGCAGCCUGUCCUUUAACAGAGGUACCACGAACAAGCCAGCCAUCCACCAAAAUGGCUCCUCUGUGGCCAGAGCGUCAUCCUUCAAGAGCAGGUUGAAUCCCAACAGUUACUCCAUGUUGUCUGGGCCUGGCAGUGACAAUGACAGCCUCCACAGCUCCACAUCCAGCCUGGAGUACUCUGGGGGUGCACUACCUCCUAAAAGGCUUGGGUCAUAUUCCAGUCCACCAUUUCAGGCAGAGUACCAGCAAACCCAGCCCCAACUCACACAGCAUCCAGGGGGAGAUGGCAACAUAAUAUUUGACCACAACCUGAAGAAGUUUUCUUCCCAUGGGAGUGUUUUUCACACUGAGAUGGACCCAGGGUCAGGGACGAUGUUCGGUAUUCCACAACCUCAGGGGAUGAACCAUGGGUCUAUGCACAUCCUAGACCUCCAAAUUCGUGAUGGAGGAGGAGGAGGAAUAUUGGGAAUGAAAAGAGGAGGAGGCAGGGUAUCUCCAGGUUUGAGGUAUGCCAAUGCUAAUGCAAACUGGAAUGGUCAUCUUCAUAAUCACAAUCCCUUUCCGGGGGAAGCCUACCAGCAGCAGAGCCAGCAGCAGAGCCAGCAGCAAUGCCCCAAGGUCCUCAAGUCUCCCCAACUUAAGGUUAAGGAAACCCCACGUCUCAACAAGUUUCCUCUGGAUCUGGACAGCUUAGUAAGCAGCCCAGCAACAAGAUCUUCUCCCAAGCACCAAGGAGUGUCCAUGAAGCCCACCCCUCCUGUGCCUCCUCCAAGGAGCACAAGUGGUUUCCAGCACCACACCAGCCCAACACCCACUUCAGCCAGUCCAUCAGCCUCUCUCUGCAGCCUGGACAGUUCUUCUGACACCCUCCCACUUUCCCACCACAGUCCUAUUCUGCCUCUCUCCCCAUGUUCUCCAACACCUUCACAAAGAUCAAUCCCUAUCCCAGACAUGGGCUGCUCUCCUGUGCACCUCACUCAAAUCCACAGUCCUCGCGUGGAGAUUCACCCAAGGGCCCAAACUGUCCAGAUGGUUCCCAGACUGCUUAGCCCAAACACCUCCUCAAGGCCCUCGAACUCCAGAGCUUUGGAGGAUGGAGCAGGUGAUGCCAAAGACAGUGUUGGUUCAAUCUUACAGAGGAUUGCCUCGUUCUCUCGAGCUGUUGAUGCCGACGCCACAGACGCAGCUGUGACCCAGAGUAAUGGUCAGUGGUCAUCUGCAGUUGGGCGUCCUGCUAUGACCAUACCCAUGGCCUCAAGGAAACAAGGCAAGAGUCUUGAAGAAACAGCUGCAGAGCCGGAGACUGAGCCCCUCGCCCUGAUGGAGGAGAGAGAGGAGGAGGAGGAGAAGAGGAGCAUCAUGGGACAAGAGCCAAAAGACGAGGGCAAGAGCGGAGAGCAGCCAGUCGGCACCAACGCCCAGAAUUCCACGGCUGAAAGAGAGGAGAAUGGUGUGGAUGUGUGUGUGGUGGUCCAGGAGGAGAAGGAGGAGGAGAAGGAGAAGGAAGUGGAAAAUGGAGAGAUGAAGAAAGAAGAGCAGAUGAAGGUGGAGCUGGAGGCAGAGUUUUAUCAGUGUGUGCCAGGUCAGAAGAUGAGCUUCAUCCGAGGCAACGACCUGUUCGGCUACGUGGGCAUCGAGGCAGUACUGGAGCAGAUGAAGAGGAAGACGAUGAAGGCUGGCUUUGAGUUCAACAUCAUGGUGGUCGGUCAGAGCGGUUUGGGGAAGUCCACACUCAUCAACACUCUGUUCAAGUCCAAAGUCAGCCGGAGGUCUUGCAUGCCCAACCACACUGAGGAGAUCUCCAAGACCGUGAAGCUGCACUCAGUCAGCCACGUGAUCGAGGAGAACGGUGUGAAAAUGAAGCUGACAGUGAUUGACACGCCGGGAUUCGGAGACCAGAUCAAUAAUGAAAACUGCUGGGAGCCCAUAGUGAAGUAUGUCAACGAGCAGUAUGAGAAAUAUCUCAGAGAGGAGCUGCAUGUGAACCGUAAGAGGAGAAUACCAGACAGCAGAGUCCACUGCUGUGUCUACUUCCUUCCUGCCACUGGACACAGGUUACGUCCCAUAGAUGUUGAGUUCAUGAAGAGAUUGGGGAAGAUAGUGAGCAUUGUGCCCGUCAUUGCCAAAGCCGACACACUCACCAUCGAGGAGAGACAGGAGUUCAAAGAGAGGAUAAGGCAAGACCUGGCUGCCAAUGGGAUUCAAGUUUACCCUCAGAAAGAGUAUGAUGAAGAUCCAGAGGAGCACAUCAUCAAUAACCGGAUCAGGGAGAGCAUUCCCUUUGCUGUGGUGGGAACUGACAAGGAGCACCAGGUGAAUGGAAACAAGGUGCUGGGCCGAAAAACAAAGUGGGGAAUCAUUGAAGUUGAAAAUGUGGCCCACUGUGAGUUUGCCAACCUCAGAGAUCUUCUCAUCAGGACUCACCUGCAGGACCUGAAAGAUGUGACCCACAACAUCCACUACGAGACGUACCGCAUACGACGGCUCAGCGAGAGCAGCGAGACCUUCACUGAACUGGGACUGUUCACCUGGCCGCUGGACAAAUGUGAAUCAGACAGCCAGCUGUGACCUGUCUGUCCACACGGAUGACUCAUGAUGACUGAGGAGGAAAAACAUAAAACAUUUUAUUUUUUAUCAUCAUGGGACCAACUAGUGGAUUUUGUUUUUUAAAUGUAGACGUUCUAUUUGAGUUUUACACAACAGAUCAUUGUACCAGAUAUGAACAUAUUCCUAUCUAUUUUCUGGAAUGAUGGUGACAUUUUGGGGGCGAGGGAGUCCAGGCAGCAAGUGUGGUUGUAUGAGGAUCUAACACACUGACUGUGCCCCCUGCUUCAUUAGGGACAGGUUUUAUUGGGUGAGCCUUUAUUCAAGUGACUAAAAUCUGAUUUUCUAGGCACAGUGCAGUCAGCUGACUGAUGUGUCAGUACCUCAUACAACCAGAACAUAAUUGUAACAAACAUUAGACAGUGGAAUAUGCUUCGGUUAAAUUGUUUUAAAGGGGUUUCAAAAGAAAACCCCGUCAUGUUCUCGAUGCAGGAGGAAAAGGCUUGAACCCACAAAGCAGCGUACAAAUCAUUCACAUCAUGUUGAACCCCUCCAAAAUAAAAGCAUGCUUCCGGCUGCUGUGCCGAGAACAGAGAGAACGUUCUGGAAGAAUCAAGUGAAGCCACACACUGUGGAUGCUGUGCAGCUGGUUUGAGUUAAUGUGUUAAUGAUAUCACUGACUUUAGAGGAUAUAAACUAACAGACGUAGACUGUAGGACUGUGGAGGAUCCCACGUAUUGUACCGUUCAUCCUGCUGAUUUCUUCUCUUUGGUUCAGGUCUCCAUGUGCACACGUGCAUGGAUGUAACUGCAGAUGCUGCAUUUUACGCCCACGCUUGUUUGAAUAAAAACUUGUAGUCCCCAAUAAAGUGCCAAAACAACAGAGGAAUUAUUGAAGUGGUUACACUCGUACUCCUUUAAUACGUUAUACACAUAGAAAUGUUUUGAAGUUACACAGAAUAAAACACACGGUCUGAAAACA
Molecule: messenger RNA, 4067 nt
Organism: Solea solea (common sole)
Lineage: Eukaryota; Metazoa; Chordata; Actinopteri; Pleuronectiformes; Soleidae
Gene: septin12
Product: septin 12
Exons: 11
Coding region: 225-3110 (961 amino acids)
Biological process (GO): cytoskeleton-dependent cytokinesis
Cellular component (GO): septin ring; microtubule cytoskeleton; septin complex
Molecular function (GO): molecular adaptor activity; GTP binding; GTPase activity
Source: RefSeq, a predicted model, not a curated record